AUGAGAGUGGCCGAAAUUGCAAGAUUUUAUAAGAAGUCAACAUCGACCAUUUGCACAAUAUUAAAGAAGAAAGAAGAAAUAAGGGGGCUAGAUGCAGCAAAAGGAGUCACGAGAAUAUCAAAGCAACGCCCACGUGUUCUGGAAGAUGUGGAAAAGUUGCUUCUGGUUUGGAUAAAUGAGAAGCGACUAGCAGGUGACACUGUGACCGAGAACUUUAUCUGCGAGAAGGCAAAGGCCUUGUACACCGACCUCGUAAGUAAACUGCCACGUACGUCAACAGAAAAUGAAGAAGGCUUUAAAGCGAGCAGGGGAUGGUUUGAUAACUUUAAGAGGAGAAGUGGCAUCCGUAGUGUUGUGAGGCACAGAGAGGCUCCAAGUUCGGACGCUAAGGCCGCUGAAGCGUUCGCUACCGAGUUCCAGAAGCUCUUGGCUUCUGAGUGUUACCUGCCGGAACAAGUUUUUAAUUGCGAUGAGACGGGGCUUUUUUGGAAAGAGAUGCCAAAGAGGACCUACGUUACAGAAGAAGAGAACGCAAUGCCUGGUCACAAGCCCAUGAAAGACCGUCUCACCCUCUUGUUUUGUGCUAAUGCAAGCGGGGAUUUCAAAGUCAAGCCCCUGCUCGUGUAUCAUUCCGAGAAUCCACGAGCCUUCAAGAAAUGCAAGGUGCAGAAGAGCCAGUUAAAUGUUCUGUGGAGGUCCAACAGCAGGGCGUGGGUCACUCGCAUCCUGUUCGUUGAGUGGAUCAACGAGGUCUUCGGCCCUGCAGUGAGGAGAUACCUUUUGGAGAAGAGUCUGCCGCUCAGAGCCUUGCUGGUUUUGGGUAAUGCCCCUGCUCAUCCUCCAGGCUUUGAGGACGACUUACUGGAGGAGUUCAAGUUCAUUAAGGUCAAGUUCCUUCCUCCCAACACCACUCCGAUCCUCCAGCCCAUGGAUCAGCAGGUCAUUUCGAACUUUAAAAAGCUCUACACCAAAGCACUAUUUCAGCGAUGCUUCGAGGUGACCGAAGGAACAAACCUUACCCUCCGAGAGUUUUGGAAAAAUCAUUUCCACAUCGUGAACUGCCUCAAGAUCAUCGAUAAAGCCUGGGACGGGGUCACCAAGAGAACCCUCAAUUCUGCUUGGAGAAAACUGUGGCCCGAUUGCGUUCUUGGGUGUGACUUAGAGGGGCUCGCUCGUGAACAGCAGCCACCAGUUGUCGAUGAAACUGUGUCCUUGGGGAAGACCGUGGGACUGGGGGUGCGUGAGGACGACAUUCAGGAGCUGGUGGAGGAGCUUGGCCAGGAGCCGACCACCGACGAACCGAUGGAUCUGCAUCAUGAGCAAGAACAGGUUAUGGAAGAGAUCUCGUCUGCAGAGGAGGAGGAGGAGAAGGCGGAGGAAUCCCCGGAUCCAAAUGAGAUUAGGGAGAUGUGUAAAAUGUGGGAAACAGUGCAAAAAUUUGUAGCAAAGCACCACCCGAAUAAGGCUGUAGCAGUGUGGGCGAUGAAUCUGUUUAACGACAACGCAAUGUCCCAUUUCCGCGAAAUCCUCCAACGGAGGCAAAAGCAAGUGUCACCGGAUAGGUUCCCUGUUAAAGUUGCACGAAAAGCAAACGAUUCCACGCAGGCAACAGAGAGCAGUGAUUCCGUCAGUGACCGUGAACGUCGUCCUACCCAGUAA
Molecule: messenger RNA, 1659 nt
Organism: Hyaena hyaena (striped hyena)
Lineage: Eukaryota; Metazoa; Chordata; Mammalia; Carnivora; Hyaenidae
Product: tigger transposable element-derived protein 1-like
Exons: 1
Coding region: 1-1659 (552 amino acids)
Cellular component (GO): nucleus
Molecular function (GO): DNA binding
Source: RefSeq, a predicted model, not a curated record